Lepus europaeus (European hare) is the source of this 2238-nucleotide messenger RNA. RefSeq names its product solute carrier family 22 member 23 (gene SLC22A23). Gene Ontology annotation, molecular function: transmembrane transporter activity. The record is from RefSeq and is a predicted model, not a curated record. The transcript has 10 exons. Gene Ontology annotation, biological process: transmembrane transport. Gene Ontology annotation, cellular component: membrane. NCBI's taxonomy places the organism in Eukaryota, Metazoa, Chordata, Mammalia, Lagomorpha, Leporidae. The coding region runs from base 1 to 2046 and encodes 681 amino acids.
AUGGCGAUAGACCGGCGGCGCGAGGCGGCGGGCGGCGGGCCCGGGCGGCAGCUGCCCCCGGCCGAGGAGAACGGCUCCCUGCCGCCCGGGGACGCGGCGGCCUCGGCGCCCCUCGGGGGGCGCGCGGGCUCUGGCGGCGGCGGCGCGGAGAUCCAGCCGCUGCCUCCCGGUGCUGGCGGCGCGCACCCGGGCUGCUGCUCGGCGGCGGCGGCCCCGAGUCCGCUGCUGCUGGACUACGACGGGUCGGUGCUGCCCUUCCUCGGGGGCCUGGGCGGCGGCUACCAGAGGACCCUCGUGCUGCUCACCUGGAUCCCCGCGCUCUUCAUCGGCUUCACCCAGUUCUCGGAUUCGUUCCUCCUGGACCAGCCCAACUUCUGGUGCCGCGGGGCCGGCAAGGGCUCCGAGCUGGCGGGGGCCGCGGCUGGCGGCCGCUGGGGCGACCUGGGCAACUGGACCAGCCCCGCGCCCACCACCUUCUCUACUGGGGCCUGGGGGGCGACGGGCAACGGCAGCGACCCCGGCGGCGACACGCCGCCCCUGCCGUCCCCUCCGGACAAGGCGGACAACACCUCCAAUUGCGACUGCCACGCGUGGGACUACGGCAUCCGCACCGGCCUCGCCCAGAACGUGGUCAGCAAGUGGGAUCUUGUGUGUGAUAAUGCCUGGAAGGUCCAUAUCGCUAAGUUCUCCUUACUGGUUGGAUUAAUCUUUGGCUACCUAAUAACGGGAUGCAUUGCUGACUGGGUUGGCCGGCGGCCUGUGCUCCUGUUUUCCAUCAUCUUCAUUCUGAUUUUUGGACUGACUGUGGCACUGUCAGUGAACGUGACCAUGUUCAGCACACUCAGGUUCUUUGAAGGAUUUUGCCUGGCCGGAAUAAUUCUCACCUUGUAUGCAUUACGAAUAGAGCUGUGCCCCCCAGGAAGACGGUUCAUGGUCACCAUGGUGGCGAGCUUCGUGGCCAUGGCGGGCCAGUUUCUCAUGCCCGGGCUGGCUGCCCUGUGCCGGGACUGGCAGGUGCUGCAGGCCCUCAUCAUCUGCCCCUUCCUGCUCAUGCUGCUCUACUGGUCGAUAUUCCCCGAGUCCCUCCGGUGGCUGAUGGCCACGCAGCAGUUUGAGGCUGCAAAGAAGCUGAUCCUGCACUUCACCCAGAAGAACUGCAUGAGCCCGGAGAGCGACAUCAAGGGCGUGAUGCCCGAGCUGGAGAAGGAGCUGUCCCGGAGGCCCAAGAAGGUGUGCAUCGUGAAGGUGGUGGGGACCCGGAACCUGUGGAAGAACAUCGUGGUCCUGUGUGUGAACUCGCUCACGGGGUUCGGCAUCCACCACUGCUUUGCCAGGAGCAUGAUGGGCCACGAGGUGAAGGUGCCGCUCCUGGAGAACUUCUACGCCGACUACUACACCAUGGCCAGCAUCGCGCUGGCCUCCUGCCUGGCCAUGUGUGUGGUGGUCAGGUUCCUGGGGCGCCGGGGAGGGCUGCUCCUCUUCAUGAUCCUCACGGCCCUGGCCUCGCUCCUGCAGCUCGGGCUCCUGAACCUGAUCGGAAAAUACAGCCAGCACCCGGACUCAGGGAUGAGUGACAGCGUCAAGGACAAGUUCUCCGUCGCAUUCUCCAUCGUGGGCAUGUUCGCCUCACACGCGGUGGGAAGCCUUAGCGUGUUCUUCUGUGCGGAGAUCACGCCCACCGUGAUAAGGUGCGGCGGGCUGGGGCUGGUGCUGGCCAGCGCGGGCUUCGGCAUGCUGACGGCGCCCAUCAUCGAGCUGCACAACCAGAAAGGCUACUUCCUGCACCACAUCAUCUUCGCCUGCUGCACGGUCAUCUGUAUCACCUGCAUCCUGCUGCUGCCCGAGAGCAGGGGCCAGACCCUGCCCGAGAACAUCUGCGACGGCGAGCGCUACACGCGGCAGCCCCUGCUGCCGCCCAGGAAGGGCGAGCAGCCGCUGCUGCUCACCAGCGCCGAGCUCAAGGACUACUCGGGCCUCCACGACGCAGCGGCGGUGGGCGACGGGCUGCCCGAGGGCGCCACGGCCAACGGCAUGAAGUCCAUGUAGCGGGCGCCCCACUGUCCCCAUGGGGGAGCUGAGGGGUGGGGGAGAGGGUCACAGGCCGGGGCCGUCGGCUGCUGCCCCAUCGGGAGACUUAACUGGUGUGGGGAAUCCUGUCUUUCCGCAAGUCCCCGGAGGAAACAACCCUUCGAAGACUUCUUUUCUGCCAUUAAACGUUUGUAUUUAUUUUGGUCAUUU